AUGGAAACCUGUUUCUAUUGCAAGCAGGGUCUGAAGACUCGAGUGGUGAAGGACGCUAGCGCCAGGCGCUCAAACCAGGCAGGACUCAAUGACGUCCUCCACUGCGGCCCGAACCUCCUUCAAGAAAUCACGAAAGUCAUCCUGAAAUUCCGUCAGUACCGGUUCGCAUUCACCGCGGAUAUUGAGAAGGCCUUCUUGCAAUUCAGGAUUGCGGACAGCGACAAAACCUUUCUGAGUUUUCUCUGGCCGUUGAAUAUCAGCGAGGAUAAAUCAGCCAAAAUUCGGGGGUUCUGGGCGACCAGGUUGGACUUCGGUCUAAUUUGCUCGCCAUUCCUUCAUUGCCAGGGAAUCAGAUUCCACCUAGAAUCAUCUUUCGCUCAUCACCCAGAGGACCGUCAGUUCAUCGAGGUAAUUCGAGACAAUUUCUACAUGGAUGACGUCAUCGGAGGUGCGAAUUCCUUCGAUGAAGCGAAGCACCGAAUACAAGUCCUCACAGACAUCUUCACCGAUGGGCACUUCCCGUUGGAUAAGUGGUCAGCGAACUCCACCGAGAUCGGAGAAUUUAUCGAACGCAUGUCGCCGGUCAAGGACCUGACCAUCUCGAUCGGCCAGGCCAACCACAAAACCCUGGGCGUUCCAUGGAAUCAAGUUCAGGAUGAACUUGGCACCCCAACAUCGAAAGCCCUCAGAGAACUCACCACAGGAGUCCCACCAAAGAGGAAGCUCCUCAGAGCGACAGCUCAAAUCGUCGAUCCACUGGGUAUCAUUAGCCCAAUCAUCGGCCCCGUGAAAUCACAAUUCCAAGAGCUAUGGGAAAAGAAAAUCGGUUGGGACGAGGCCUUGAAAGGGAAUCUACUAAAACAGGACGGGAAUUUCUCGAAGCUACUUAGCCAGGCUGAGGGUAUUGCCAUUCCCCGACACAUGCUUUCCUCACAGGGCACCUCAGCCAGGAAGGAACUUUUCAUGUUCUCCGAUGCGAGCUUGCGGGGGUGCGGAAUCGUUGCGUACAUUCGAGAGCAACAUGGUACAGCCCCGCCCUCAGUCUCGUUCGUACUUUCGAAAUCGAAGAUCGCCCCCGUGGAGGCAUUCACCAUUCACAGAUUGGAGUUACUCGGAGCGCUUCUCGCAGCUAGGAUGGCGGAGAGAAUUCUCGAAUGGCUCGACUUCAAAAUCGAGGCCGUCAUUACUUCUGCGACAACUCACAAUCAGCAGUUCUUGGCUGGGUUGCCUCGAAUCCGGUAA
Molecule: messenger RNA, 1242 nt
Organism: Galendromus occidentalis (western predatory mite)
Lineage: Eukaryota; Metazoa; Arthropoda; Arachnida; Mesostigmata; Phytoseiidae
Exons: 2
Coding region: 1-1242 (413 amino acids)
Source: RefSeq, a predicted model, not a curated record